Messenger RNA from Fonsecaea erecta, 1941 nucleotides. RefSeq lists its product as hypothetical. Gene Ontology annotation, biological process: DNA-templated transcription. Lineage: Eukaryota; Fungi; Ascomycota; Eurotiomycetes; Chaetothyriales; Herpotrichiellaceae. Gene Ontology annotation, molecular function: zinc ion binding; DNA binding. The coding region runs from base 1 to 1941 and encodes 646 amino acids. The transcript is spliced from 4 exons. The record is from RefSeq and is a predicted model, not a curated record.
AUGCGACAGCAAGAAACCCUGCUGCAGCUUCUGCUCAGCAAGAAGCGCCAAUGUGUGUACAGAGUCCAGAGCCCUAAGACAAGGCUUGUCAGCAUUGCGCUCGGAAAGGAAGAGCUCGCGGACAUCAUUCGUAGUCUCAAAAGUGUUUCUCCUAGGGAAGCCACAACGUUGUUAAGCACCAUCACACUCUCCGACGAGGGUACUGUCCAACAGCCCGGGUCUUCGACUAAUAAUCCAUCACCAUCUGCCACUGUUCCGAAAUUCUCUCCGGACCACUCAGCGAGUGGAGAGGACUCGCGAGGCCGCAACUCAACCGAUAGCGACACCUUUGAUAUGUCUCCAUUUCUCUCACUGGGCGACCAGGGAAACUUAGAUUCCUUUAAGCCCUCGUCUGCGUUGCAGGCGGUGACAAGACCGCCAGGACAGGCCCUGGCUCCCGACGACUUGGCUCACGUCCAGAACAAGCUCAUUGCAAAUGCUGUUCUCAGCCGACAGCGGGAGCAUGAAAUCUACUCCUGUCUGGUAGAAAUGGACGGCGCCCCAGUUGAGCUGGCCAUACACCUGCUCAAUCUUCACUGGACUCGGCAGCAUCACACCUUCUUGCUGACCUACCGACCAGUCAUCAUGCCGGAUGUACUUCAAGGAGGACCCUUUGCCUCCAAAUUCCUGCUGAACGCCAUCUUCGCUUGUUCGGCCAAGUUCUCAACCUGGCCAGAGAUUCGAGACGACCCAAAUGAUCUACUGACGGCCGGUGGUCAAUACUUACGCCGCUGCGAUGAGCUUCUACGGGAAGGGCUGCUUGUUGAGCCCAGCAUGCCUAUCAUCAUCGGCCUCCUUCUUCUAGGAUCCACAUUCAACGCCCAGGGCAAAACCUCGAAAGGCUGGCUCUAUACGGGCUACGCGCUGCGGAUGCUCUAUGACCUUGGGUUACAGACAGAUCGGAAGGCUACCUUCGAGAAUGCGGAGGAGAUUGAGCUGCGUUGCCGUGACUUUUGGGGAGCCUUCAUCUGCGACAAACUGCAGAGCCUAUACAUGGGCCGACCCAUUGCGAUUCACUUGCGGGACGCAUGUGUCUCACCUCAGCUGCUUGAUACGCUGAAGGAGAACGAGCCGUGGGUCCGUACAUGGAUCACAGUUCGACCGGAGCUCUCCAAGAUUAUGACCCAGAUCAUCAACAAAUCUUAUGUCAUUAACGCCGCACCUUCGUCAGCCAGAGCCAGUCUUGAGGGGACCGACACGUCAAUGGGUCGAUGGAAAUCGAGGUUGCCCUCCGAAGUGCAGUUUGACCCGCUCUCUGACUUCUCAAAGUCUGUCCAAUGCUAUGCUCCCAACGUUCUAAACCUCCAUUGUAUCUACCAUGCUCUAGUUGUCCUCUUGCAUCGUCCAUUUGUGGCUGUUGGCCACUUGAGAGCUGCAGCGGGACAGACGAACUCAUGGAAGAACUACGCUCUGUUUGUGGCAUGCACCAUCCACGCCCGCAACGCUGCCGCCUUUGACAGUACAAUGGGCUUCGAGCACUCGUAUUUGUUGCAUUCAAGCCUCAAGUGUCUCGAAGACCUCACAAUACCCAACGCGGGAGUCUCUCGGCCCAUUAAUAUCAUCCGAAGGCCCAUGACUAGGAUGGGAGUAUCCCAAGGCACUCCUUCGGUCUAUGAUAGCCUGGCCAUCUCAUAUCCUUCCAACAACGUGGAUAAUGCUGAAGACCAGAAUUCGGCGAGCUGCCAAGCCAUUUCGUUGCUGACCAGUACAGCUCAAAACACCGAUACCAGGACUAACAAUCCCCAAGGUGACCCUCAGCAACGGUUUCUCACUAUGGCGAACUGGUCGCCGAGUAGGGACAUGUUCCAAAACGAUCUCCUCUACGGCUUCGUGGACGAAAACUCUGACCACUUUGAAAUGUCCUUCACCUUCAAUUGCCGUGGCAAUCCGACAACGAAAUGA